AUGCAUAUCCUAAGCAUUCCGAUGUGGGUGGGCUCAUCCAACAACUACGCCUACCUAGUCAGCGACGACGAGACUAAAGACGCCGUGAUCAUCGACCCAGCAAAUCCUCCCGAAGUCCUCCCCGUGCUCGAGGACAAGUCAAAAUCCCUGAAUCUCACAGCCAUCAUAAACACGCACCACCACUGGGACCACGCCGGCGGGAACAAGAAGAUCCUCGCCGCCUACCCCAACCUCCUCGUCAUAGCCGGCAAAGACAGCGAAGCCGUAUCGACGACUCCCUCGCACGGCUCGACCUUCUCAAUAGGCAAGAACAUCCAAGUCACGGCACUGCACACGCCGUGCCACACCCAGGACAGCAUCUGCUGGUACAUGGAGGACAAGGCCACGGACGACCGCGUCGUGUUUACGGGUGACACUUUGUUCAUUGGUGGCUGCGGGAAAUUCUUCGAGGGCAACGGCACGGAGAUGAACAAGGCCCUAAACGAAAUCCUGGCGGCCCUACCGGACGACACCAAAGUGUUCCCGGGCCACGAGUAUACCAAGUCGAAUGUCAAGUUCUUGAAGACAAUAGAUGGCGAGAACGAGGCCGUGCAGCGGUUGGAUAAGUUCGCCAAUGAGAAUAAAGAGACGCAGGGCAAGUUCACGAUCGGGCAGGAGAAGGCGCACAAUGCGUUCAUGAGGACGAGUAGUGACGAGAUGAAGAAGGUGACGGGCAAGAGUGAACCGCAUGAGGUUAUGGCCGUGCUGAGGGAGAUGAAGAACGCAAGCUAA
Molecule: messenger RNA, 771 nt
Organism: Cladophialophora yegresii CBS 114405
Lineage: Eukaryota; Fungi; Ascomycota; Eurotiomycetes; Chaetothyriales; Herpotrichiellaceae
Product: hydroxyacylglutathione hydrolase
Exons: 3
Coding region: 1-771 (256 amino acids)
Molecular function (GO): hydroxyacylglutathione hydrolase activity
Source: RefSeq, a predicted model, not a curated record